Messenger RNA from Xenopus tropicalis (tropical clawed frog), 4556 nucleotides. Its product is annotated as oocyte zinc finger protein XlCOF7.1-like. Lineage: Eukaryota; Metazoa; Chordata; Amphibia; Anura; Pipidae. The transcript is spliced from 4 exons. Gene Ontology annotation, cellular component: nucleus. The record is from RefSeq and is a predicted model, not a curated record. Bases 1 to 1536 code for a protein of 511 amino acids. Gene Ontology annotation, biological process: regulation of DNA-templated transcription.
AUGGGAAUGUGGGAGGAAGCGAGUGACCCAGUGAUGGGGAAGAAGGAUAAAAAUGAGGAGCGGAAGGAGAGAAUCCUGAAUCUCACACUGGAGAUUAUCUAUCUGCUGACUGGAGAGGGCUACGUCAUCCCUAAGAAGAAGAGCCCAACUGUGGGUUUGGGGGCCCUGCAUGCCCCUGGCUCCGUCAUACAGAAGGAAAAUGACAAGAAGAUCCUGGAACUCAUCUCCAACAUCAUCCAGCUGCUGACUGGAGAGGUUGCCAUAAGGUGUGAGGAUGUUUCCAUCUAUUUUUCCUUGGAGGAGUGGGAGUAUAUAAAAGGAAACAAGGCCCUUUACAGGGAAGGGAUAAAGGAGGAGGAGCCCCAGCAGCUCCGCCCACUGGCAGCCUGUGAGUAUAAAGAUGGGAGCGAUGUUACAGCACAUACGGAAGCAACUUUAUGUUGUAAUAAUGAUGGGAAUCUCACAAACCCUGAUGUUUCUCCAGCGGAACAGCCCCCACCGGCCAAUGGGAUUAAAGAGGAACAGCCCCCACCAGCCAAUGGGAUUAAAGAGGAGGCGGCUUCAUGGGAAGGAGGAAACCAAUCGGAUUGCAGCAUUAAUCCCCUUACAGAACAGAUACAGGGAACAGACACACCUACUCCUAUCAUGGGGUGCAGCCUGGGUAGCAGCCCCUUUAAAAUGCAGUGUAAUAAAUAUAAUGAAAAUGCCUCUAUGCCUCCACAUGAAUCUCACAUAGCAAAAACUACAUUACGUGGGAAAUACAGCCACAAUGAGCGCCACAAACAUUACAGUCAAAAGAAAGACUUUGAUAAACAUCACAGAACCCACACAGGGGAGAAACUUUUUUCCUGCUCUGAAUGUGGGAAAUGUUUUUCCAGACGAUCAAACCUUGAUCGUCAUCACAGAACCCACACAGGGGAGAAACCAUUCAUCUGUUCUGAUUGUGCGAGAUGUUUUGCCAGUUCAGCAGAACUUACUGUCCAUCGACGGCGAAACCACACAGGGGAGAAACCAUUUUCUUGUUCUGAAUGCGGGAAACGUUUUGCCAGUUCAUCAGACCUUACCGUCCAUCAACGGCGAAACCACACAGGGGAGAAACCUUUUUCGUGUUCCGAGUGUGAGAAAUGUUUUGCCAGCUCAUCUGAACUUACAAUCCAUCGACGAACCCACACAGGGGAGAAACCUUAUUCUUGUUCUGAAUGUCAGAAAUGUUUUGUUUCUUCAUCGGACUUUACUGUCCAUCGGAGAACUCACACAGGGGAGAAACCAUUUUCCUGUUCUGAAUGUGGGAAAUGUUUUACUACAUCAUCAGAACUUACUUCCCAUCGACGACGAAUCCACACAGGGGAGAAACCUUUCUAUUGUUCUGAGUGUGGGAAAUCUUUUGCCUCUUCAUCAGAACUCACUGUCCAUCAGAGAACUCACACAGGGGAGAAACCAUUUUUAUGUUCUGAUUGUGGGAAAUGUUUUACUAGAUCAUCAGCGCUUACUUUCCAUCGACUGCAAAUCCACGCUGGAUGUGGGAAAUGUUUAUAAUAUUGAUAAAUAGGCCCCUUAAUGGCCAUGCAUAAAAAACCAACACAAUGGAGAAACAAUUUUCCUGUUUUGAAUGUGGACAAAGUUUUAAAAGUCAGGCAUCAGCCAAAUAAUAUAUCCAAUUAUAUCUUAAUAAGUAUUCCAAAGUUAAAGAGGAGUGGAGCAAGUUUGUGCUUCAUAAAAUAGGACAGAAUUUAGACAGAUACUUUGCAACUGAAGACUCCGGGGCCUGAUGGACACAGGUGAUGCUAAGACAGGUUCCCAUAAUGCUCUUUCCACGGCACUGGCUCACCAUUGGGAACUGAGGGACCUCAUUUCAUGCUUAGUUCCCAGGCACUGGAAUAUAUCUCCGCCCCCCACCAACAGAUAAUAUUCUGGGUUUUAUUGAACAAGAAGGGACAUAUUCCAAGGGGUACGAGCCCCCCAGGGUAUCACUUGGGCAGAUGCUGUUCCCUAAUGCUCACACAGUAGGUAACAUAAUGGGGAUAUACCCAGCUGGGAAUGACUUGCCGGGUACAAAUAUUCUUACUGUAGCUUAGAAGAGGGUAAUAAAUGUACAAGGUAAAUACAAAACUUGUAAAACAAUUUUCUUCACUAAUAACAUUAUGCCAGUGACAAGAGGACGUCUAUUGAGAUGACAGGAAAUGAGGUUACACCAUUUGCAUAGGAAGUGACUUCACAUUAAAAAAAAAUUUGUGAAAUUCUAGUUUUUAUUCUUGGCAGUAGGAAAUGAAUCAAGUGUGGGGAAUUAGUAGCCGAAUUCAGUAGUGGUUGAAUUCAUAUAUAUAUAAAGCCGGCCAUACACACAGAUUUUAGUCUUCUUCCGACGAACGUUUGGAUAUCGAUUGUAAGUUUAAAUGCAACGAUCUAAAACUCACAUUCAGACUGAUAUUGUAGGAUAAAGCCAUAAACAUAACCAAUGGAAGGGGGUUCUGAACAUGAAAUAGUUACAGGCACCAAUGGUAGGAAAGUGACUCCUGCAGCCUGUGAGUAUAAAGAUGGGAGCGAUGUUACAGCACAUACGGAAGCAACUUUAUGUUGUAAUAAUGAUGGAAAUCUCACAAACCCUGAAAUUUCUCCAGCGGAACAGCCCCCACCAGCCAAUAGGAUUAACCUGUAUGCUUCAAGCCACGCCCCAGUUUCAUAUCUCCCAUAUUUUUUCUAUCUCCGCUUUAAAAUAAAAAUGUGUUUGCUAGAUGUUUUUAAUUAUGGUAUUACUCCUCCUAUAACUCUAUUCGCUUAUUGUAUCUUUAGCAGAACAGCCCCCACCUGCCAAUGGGAUUAAAGAGGAGGCGGCUUUAUGUGAAGGAGAAAACCAAUCAGAUUGCAGCAUUAAUCCCUUUACAGAAAAGAUACAGGGAACAGACACACCUACUCCUAUCAUGGGGUGCAGCCUGAAUAACAGCUCGGCAGUUAAUAAUAUAUCAACUGAUAUUAAAAAAGAAGCAGCUUCAUGGGAAGGGGAAAACCAAUCAGAUUGCAGAAUUAAUCCCCCUACAAUACAGAUACAGGGAAAAGACACACCUACUCCUAUCAUGGGGUGCAGCCUGGGUAGCCGCCCCUUAAAAAUGCAGUGUAAAAAAUAUAAUGAAAAUGCCUCUAUGCCUCCACAUGAAUAUCACAUAGCAAAAAGUACAUUACGUAAGAAACACAGCCGCAAUGAGUGUCGUAAACAUUCCAGUCAAAAGAGAGACUUUGACAAACAUCAAAGAACACACAAAAGUGAGAAAACUUUUUCCUGCUCUGAAUGUGGUAAAUGUUUUUCAAGACGAUCAAACCUUGAUCGUCAUCACAGAACCCACACAGGGGAGAAACCAUUCAUCUGUUCUGAUUGUGCGAGAUGUUUUGCCAGUUCAGCAGAACUUACUGUCCAUCGACGGCGAAACCACACAGGGGAGAAACCUUUUUCCUGUUCUGAGUGUGGGAAAUGUUUUGCCAGUUCAUCUGAACUUACUGUGCAUCGACGAACCCACACAGGGGAGAAACCUUAUUCUUGUUCUGAAUGUCAGAAAUGUUUUGUCUCUUCAUCGGACUUUACUGUCCAUCGGAGAACCCACACAGGGGAGAAACCAUUUGCCUGUUCUGAAUGUGGAAAAUGUUUUACUACAUCAUCUGAACUUACUUCCCAUCGACGACGAACCCACACAGGGGAGAAACCUUUCUAUUGUUCCAAGUGCGGGAAAUCUUUUGCCUCUUCGUCAGAACGUACUGUCCAUCAGAGAACUCACACAGGGGAGAAACCAUUUUUAUGUUCUGAUUGUGGGAAAUGUUUUACUAGAUCAUCGGCGCUUAAUUCCCAUCGACUGCAAAUCCACACUGAAUGUGGGAAAUGUUUAUAAUAUUGAUAAAUCAGCCCCUUAGUGGCCAUACAUAAAAAAAAAACACACACACAAGGGAGAAACCAUUUUCCUGUUUUGAAUGUGGACAAAGUUUUAAAAGUCAGGCAUCAGCCAAAUAAUAUAUCAAUUAUAUCUAAAUAUGUAUUUAAAAAGUUAAAGAGGAGAGGAGCAAGUUUGUGCUUCAUAAAAUAGGACAGAACGUAGACAGAUACUUUGCAACUGAAGACUCCGGGGCCUGAUGGAUGCUAAGACAGGUGCCCCAUAAUGCUCUUCCCACGGCAUUGGCUCCCCAUUGGGAACUGAGGGACCUCAUUUCAUGCUUAGUUCCCAGACACUGGAAUAUAUCUUCCCCUCCUCCCAACAGAUAAUAUUCUGGGUUUUAUUGAACAAGAAGGGACAUAUUCCAAGGGGUACGAGCCCCCCAGGGUAUCACUUGGGCAGAUGCUGUUCCCUAGUGCUCACACAGUAGGUAACAUAAUGGGGAUAUACCCAGCUGGGAAUGACUUGCCGGGUACAAAUGCUCUUACUGUAGCUUAGAAGAGGGCAAUAAAUGUAUUCCAAUAUGUACAAGGUAAAUACAAAAGUUGUAAAACCAUUUUCUUCAUUAUUAACGUUAUGCCAGUGACAAGAGGACGUCUAUUGAGAUGACAGGAAGUGACUUCACAUUAAAAAACAUUCUGU